This is a messenger RNA of Colossoma macropomum (tambaqui), 2656 nucleotides long. It is a transcript of the gene cmc2, whose product is annotated as C-x(9)-C motif containing 2. Bases 156 to 407 code for a protein of 83 amino acids. The transcript has 5 exons. Gene Ontology annotation, cellular component: mitochondrion. Lineage: Eukaryota; Metazoa; Chordata; Actinopteri; Characiformes; Serrasalmidae. The record is from RefSeq and is a predicted model, not a curated record.
GGCUGAAAGGUCGGUCGACUCACCUUUGCUAUGGUCGAGCGACAGUUUAAGAGCUAGGUUAGUGUGGUAGCGACGUGACAACAUUUUAAGCAGCAUUUAUCCUGAUUUUAUCAUUGUCAGCUGAAGAACAUCAGGUAAGAAAGGAAGACACCAGCAUGAGUGAUGGGAUGGGAUGGGGAGGCUGUAAUCUGUCGGCCCAUUUACAUACUGAUGAAUGCAAUGAACUGAUAGCUCUACUCAAACAGUGCCAUAAGGAGCACAACGUCCUCAAGUUCUUCGGGACGUGUAAUGAUGCGGAUCGUCUGAUGCGGGAGUGUCUCAAGAAGGAGUAUGCGGCAAAGAGGGAGCGGAGUAAGGCUCAUGCGGCUGAGAUGAGACAGCGCUUGAAGGAAGGACCUAAAGUUUAACCCUAAACUGAAAACACCUUCCCAGAACUGCAGGCUGAGCUAGAAUAUGAGUGGACAUCUAUGCUGUGCAGGAUGUAGUGAUGGGUUGCUGGAUGUAAUGAUUAUGGACCCUGGAGUAAUUUAUAGAGAAGAAGCACUUUCAGUACAGUGUAUUGAAACAGAGAUGAUGCUGGAGAUUUUAUUAGGAUUGUCUUGCAACUAAUUAUACCAAUAAUAAUCUCAGAAAUUACUCUGUGUGGAGUGUGUAUGCUGUGUGUGAAUGCUUGUGACAAAUGUUGUACACUUUUCCUGUAUUGUGUUUUAAGUAAUGAUCAUCCAAAAUCAAAAUGGACAUGUAUGCUUAAAAUAAUAAUGAAGCGAAGUUACACCUUGCUGAACAGGGAAGGAUUAAGUGAUACAAAUACAUGAGGAAUCCAAGAACUGCAUUAAUUAUCAUUUAUUAGAUACUGCUCACCCAUCCCACAGAAUGAAGACAGAGUAUCCUACUGACACAGAGGAAAUACGACUUCUAAGGCACCCAGAAAUAUUCAGAAACUAGACUGAGGAAUGGGAACGUUAUGCUUCUGCAGUGUAGAUGCAGCGGGACUGAAUCAAAUACAUAUCACUGUCCAAAAAAAACAUGCAUCUCCUAAAUAGUAACUUUACAGGAGAAGCCAAAAACCCUCUUAACUUGUAAUGUCAAGAGAUUUUAUUCCAAUUGAUUUUGGAAUAAAUAUUUUCAUAAAGUUAAGGGCAGCUGCUAAAUUCGAAUGAUGUAGAAAAAAAAAAAAAAGGAAAUACAUGGGUUUUUUUGGACAGUAACAAUAUACACUCUAGGAUGAGGAGGAAAAUUUUUUUUUAAAAAUUUGGCUGUUAAUGAUAUUAAAGUGAUAGAAAACCAAAUGAAUAUAGGUUACAGCCGAGUACAUGAAUACGUUUUUAACAAUGGAGCAACAGCAAAUAUACAUUUUCAAAUGAUUUUCCAUUGUUACAAAGGGAAGUUUCUUCCCCUCUGUGCAUAAAACCCAGUUGUUUUGCACAGUUCCAUCAUGCCUAAAUAAAAAAGUAAUGUCACAAUCAUAAAUUAUAGUAUUACAGAUUAUAGUAUUGUAACCACAAUGUAAAUAAUUUUGCUAUUUAAUAUAUGCACAAUGCAAUUUGCUCUGAAAACACAAAGUUGGCUCUUAAAAGCAAAGAGUAUUGAUAAGUUACGACAAAACUCAUAAGUAGUUUACUACAGCCAAAUCUUCCUUAAUUAUCACAGCUUUAAAAAGCACUCAAAUCAAAUCAACUACUUAAUAAAAGGUAGCCACACACACAAAAAACAAAACAAAAAACUUACACUGAUAUUUGCCUAACUAUGCAUGUGUAUUGCAUACUGGGACUGGGCAGUUAGGUACAUUAUCCCACAUAUAAUCUGGAUGCCACAACACCCAUCUGAAUCACUGAAAAGAGGAAGAACAGCAGGGAACCACAGGAGGACGAGUAUUAAUAUGUAAUGGCACUGUUGAUCCACAGGAUUGACUGCGAGAUAUUUUGUGUCAUUCUCAAUAAAUAAAAAAACAAACUGUGCAAGAUUUCUAACAUUACUUACUAUGGCAAUACAAAAAAACAAAAACAUACCCUCAAAUAUGAAGAUCUGACGAGCAACAUUUAUCUACAAUAAUAUACAUGCAUAAUCACACGAGAUAACAGCAUGUUACACAUUUAACUCUGCUUUUGUACAGCUGCUGAAUAUAUGUCUUAAUAUAUUCUUAAUUUGUACAAAACAAUUAUCUUAAUUAUCCUACAACUGUAAGUAUAUAAACCAGUAUAUUCAUAUAUAUGUGUAUUUAUCCUGAAAACAUCACAUGCAGAGAUACGUCCACAUCUGCAUUAUUUCCACAACACCAACAGCCUAACUGACAAAAAAGUGCAGAGACUGAAGAUUACUUUGGAACAGAAACAAAAAUGUUUCAUUAAAUUCUUUACAAAAAUACACAACAAAUUGUGACAUUUCAUUAAAAUAAUCCUCUGACGUCUUAAAAUAUAUUCACAAAUUCAACACAUAUACCUUUGCAUCUAUGUGUUUUCUUUUUUGUUUUUUUUUCUGUCAUACCACAGGAUCGACAUAUCCACUAAUUUUUCUUGAGGGAAACUGAUAGGCAGUCAAUCUAGAUUCUGCCUCAGUGCUCAGUUAACCUGAAACUGUCACAGCGAUGGUGAGUCCUUCAAGUUCUUCACCACAUCCGGCUUCUUGAUGGCUUCCUUCUUACCAAAAAAGCACAAAA